This is a messenger RNA of Colletotrichum scovillei, 2046 nucleotides long. RefSeq lists its product as uncharacterized. The record is from RefSeq and is a predicted model, not a curated record. The transcript has a single exon. Lineage: Eukaryota; Fungi; Ascomycota; Sordariomycetes; Glomerellales; Glomerellaceae. The coding region runs from base 1 to 2046 and encodes 681 amino acids.
AUGCAUCGUCUAACGUUGAGUCUUGCUGCUCUACCGCGAGAGCUUUUAGUGAAAGUCUGCGAGAUUUUGUACUACGACGAUUACGCUGCAAGUCUCGCGUCGUUCUCCGCAGCCAACAAGACAUGCCGUGACGCUGCCGUCGGUGUCUUGUUUCGCACCAUCAAGUUUACCAUCGAGGAUGGCCACUAUCCAGGCGCUUGGCACAGCCUGCACCUCGAUAGUCUGAGUUGUGAACGAACGCUUCGCAGAAAUGGGGUCUUGUCUCAAGUACGCCGAAUCUCCAUCGAGGGCGAGUCACCAAAGCCGCAAACGGGUUUUGAUAAGGACUCUCGUUUGACAGACAUCCACUGCGACUACCAUUGGCCCGAGUGGAAACAAGGCCGCGUAUACGCCGCCGAAAUGGGAGACGACGACGCAAGAAAGAUGAAGGACAGCUAUCUAGAGAGAGACCGUGUUUAUUGGGAAGACUAUGCCAACUGUCAAUGGACCUACGAAAGUAGUCCAGGUUGGGCACCAAUGGCCAGCCUCAUCAAAGAACUGUCAAACUUGACUGACAUUUUCUUCGCAUGUCCUACUCAAUUCCCUCCCUCACUAUUCGCUGCCUUGAAGCAAUACCACCCCACAUGCAGAAUUCGAUUAACCAAGUUCAACCUACUCUCACUACGAGAUCCACGUCCUGACAGCUACGAACUUGACCUCGUCCGUUCUCCGAGCAUUUACAGCAUCAACUGCUCGCAUUUUGUUGAUCACACGACCGUAAACCAACUCAACAAGACUGUACUGCGGAUUCUUGCUACGAUGGGUCCAGGGCUACAGGAGGUGUAUGUGACAUACGAUCCUGGUCAACGUCCCCCCGAUGAAUUACGCGAGGCCGCCUGGAGCGGCGUGAAGGAUCUAGAGCCACCAUCACCGCAAUACCGCGCAUCAUUGCGAACCUUUCACUUAGGAUGGCAUCCGGACAUGACGGAAGACAGCCUACUUCGGGAAUGGGGCUCCUUGGUUGACUUUGACGCUCUACGAGUCCUCAGACUACCGGACUCCCUGCGGCCAAAGGGGCUCGAGCUACUUGACACUUACUCAUUUCCAUUCCUCAAGAACCUGGUUGUCAAUAUGGUCGACUCGUCUUCGAUGGAUGAUCCGGAGCAUGAGAGAGGGGAAAUGCUCUCCCGCUUUAUCGAUCGACGCACGCAACUGUGCACGUUGGAGGUGAUUGGAUGGAAUGACUUUUAUGUUGGAAAACACCUGUUUCACCCGGCCUGCGGUUUUGCAUUACGAACUUUGGAUUUGCAGAGCAACCUGCUGGAAACCGCAGACCCUUUCAAUGCGCGGGCCGUUUCCCUCAUCGCGCAGCGCUGGCCCCUGCUCGAGGACCUAGCCAUCAGGGUGCGACGCUCCAAGGGGGAUGAAGAAGAGAUGGCAGUCUACGUGGCGCUCGGUAGAUUGCGACGCCUUCGAAAGUUACAUCUACGUCUCAUGCCCAUGCAAAGAGGAUGGCAGUUUCCGGAGGACCGUACGGUACAAUCUCCAAGAGAGUAUGUGGUGCCUAGGGAGACUCAUGGAGAAGGUGCCGAGAAUCAACUCAACCCGAACGAUCGAGAGAAUUAUCGAGACCUACUCAUCAACAUUGCCUUGGAUGAGACGCUAGCUCGUGCAAUCUUCCACGCCAUCUCAACAGAGGGAGGAACUUCCCAGCAUCAAAACUUGGAAAAGUUACAGUUGCGGGUUGACGAUUGGUUGUGGGCGGAACAGCUGCUUGGAAGAAGAGGAGAAGUCGCAGCUUUCUGCAGCAUCCUUGGUCGGCCUUGGGAUGUUCGCCGCGACCCUAGGUUCGAGCAUAGGUCAGAAGUGUCCGUACUAUUGGUUGAGGAUAAGUUUAACAAUUUGAGAGCUACGGCUGGCAUGGUGCCUGACUUGAUGGAAAGCCUAUUGCACGAGGUGUUCCGCGAAAUCUGGCCGCGAGCCGAAGGCAGCGACACAGAAGCGAGGCAUUCAUGGCAGACGGAUUGGAAAAGCUUCCCGCUUUCUGCAUAUGUCCACAGAUCGUAA